Molecule: messenger RNA, 2399 nt
Organism: Cervus elaphus (red deer)
Lineage: Eukaryota; Metazoa; Chordata; Mammalia; Artiodactyla; Cervidae
Gene: PIANP
Product: PILR alpha associated neural protein
Exons: 6
Coding region: 324-1178 (284 amino acids)
Biological process (GO): regulation of immune response
Cellular component (GO): membrane
Source: RefSeq, a predicted model, not a curated record
CGGUCCCGGCGGCUGCCUGUAUCCCGCCUUUGGCUCGGCCCCUCGCAUCCUCCUGCCUCGGCUUCCUUUUCUGCUCUCGGCGCUCCCUCCCACGGAGCCCCUUCGCCUACCUCCUGGUCCUCGUUUCCACACCCCCCCCCCACCCCCACUCAUCGUUUUCCAGCGGGGUCCAGGGAGCGCGGGCCUUCGGGAAGGGUGGGCUCGCGGCCGCGCUGGGGAUGGGCCCGGCUCCCCCAGCCCCAGACUCCCGCCCCACCCCCAGCUCGUCUCCUGCGCACAACAGUAAAGGCUGAAAAUCUGAGUCACUGCUGAGGAUCUCGGACAUGGAGUCCAGGAUGCGGCCUGCAUUGCUGCUGUCCCAUCUCCUCUCUCUCUGGUCACUGCUGUUGCUGCCCCUCCCACCGCCUGCUCAAGGUUCCUCCUCCUCCCCUCGAACCCCACCAGCCCCAGCCCGGCCCCCCUGUGCCCGGGGAGGCCCCUCAGCACCACGCCACGUGUGUGUGUGGGAGCGGGCACCUCCACCAAGCCGAUCCCCUCGGGUCCUGAGAUCACGUCGGCAAGUCCUCCCGGGCACCGCACCCCCAGCCACCCCAUCAGGCUUUGAGGAGGGUCCACCCUCAUCCCAGUACCCCUGGGCUAUUGUGUGGGGCCCUACGGUGUCUCGAGAGGAUGGGGGGGACCCCAACUCUGCCAAUCCUGGAUUUCUGCCCCUGGACUAUGGUUUUGCAGCCCCCCACGGGCUGGCUACCCCACACCCCAACUCAGACUCCAUGAGGGCUGAUGGAGAUGGGCUCAUCCUUGGAGAAGCACCUGCCACCCUGAGGCCCUUCCUGUUUGGGGGCCGUGGUGAAGGUGUGGACCCUCAGCUCUAUGUCACAAUUACCAUCUCCAUCAUCAUUGUCCUCGUGGCCACCGGCAUCAUCUUCAAGUUCUGCUGGGACCGCAGUCAGAAACGGCGCAGGCCCUCGGGGCAGCAAGGGGCCCUGAGGCAAGAGGAGAGCCAGCAGCCCCUGACUGACCUGUCCCCAGCCGGGGUCACUGUGCUGGGGGCCUUCGGAGAUUCGCCCACUCCCACUCCUGACCACGAGGAACCCCGAGGGGGACCCCGGCCCGGGAUGCCCCAGCCCAAGGGGGCACCAGCCUUCCAGCUGAACCGGAUUCCCCUGGUGAAUCUGUGAUGUCCCCCACGGUUGGGGCACCUCCAGGCAGGGGGCCAAGGGCCCGGCAUAGCCCCCAUCCUGCUGAGGGCACAGCGGCUGUGGGCGCUGCAGCUCUGCCUGGGCUCACACCUCGGGAACACUCGCUGGCCCACAGGCAAGCCCAGCUGCUCACCCUCCUUGAGGUGGGGGCCUCACUUAUCUGUGGCUUCUGGCCCCCCGUCCCCACCCUGGCACACUCACACAAGCCUUGCACACUCACCUCUCCCCUCUCAGGCCAUCGCACACUCACGCUCUUGUACAGCCAGUCUCCCCACCCACAUCCCCCCUCUGAGGAUCCCCCGUGUCCUCCCUUUUGUCUCACACUUUUCACUUCCUGGAUUCUUACUUCCUCUCCUCCCUCGUCCUGCGCUCGGCCCAUCACUCUGCGGUCAGUGGGUGUACCUCUCAUGUGCAUUUCCCGGCCCCUCGUGGUGGUGGUGUAAAUGUCGUGCUCACACUCCACUUCGUGAACACCCACGGGUGGAGUUUCUAUGUCCCCUGCAUGCUGCCCCGGAGCGGGGUGGGAGAUGAGCUGGGGACUCUUUGGGUCCCCAUCUGUCCCGGUCCCACCCCACUCCAUGUCGUGGGUUUUACCAUGUCCCCCAUCCCACUCUAAGGACUCCCUUGUGGAAAUGGGGAGUCAUGAGGCCCCCAAAACUCCUCCCUAGCCCCACUGCUAAAUUCUGUUGUCUGGAAGAUGGCUUUUGGGGAGCCUCCUGCUGCACUGCAGGAGAAAGGGGCCCCCAUUUGCCCUCCCCUGCCUCCCAAGUCCUUCUGUCUCGUCUUGUCUGUCCUGGCUGUCUGUGCGUGUCACUCUGGAACUCAGAGCCCCCUUUCCUCCCCACCGUCCCCCCCAAUCAAGUCCUCCAAUUCCCAGUCCCCCUGAGGGCCUCCCUAAUUCCACCUAGGCUGCCAGGGACCGGGGCCAGCUGGUUUAAGGCCAUCGGGGAGCUCUGCCUCCCAACCUGCCCCUCCCUCCCUCCUUGGUUCCUCCAGCUCUCCUGCCUUUUGUUCCCUCCACCCCUCAGGUUUGUCCCAACUUCUCAUGGCUUUCCCACCUUCCUUCCUUCUUUCCUCUCUUAACCUGGCUCCUAUGCUGUGAUAUAUAUUUUUGUAUUAUCUCUUUCUUCUUGUGGUGAUAAUCUUGAAUUCUUGUGGGAUGUAAGUUUCAAAAUUUUCAAAUAAAGCCUUUGCAAGAUA